Messenger RNA from Didymodactylos carnosus, 741 nucleotides. The record is from the annotation of a GenBank genome assembly. NCBI's taxonomy places the organism in Eukaryota, Metazoa, Rotifera, Eurotatoria, Philodinida, Philodinidae.
AUGAAGACACAUCGUGUAAAUAAAAAAUCCGAUUCGGUGGUAACAAAAACAUUCAUUCCAUCAUCAUCUUCGUCACAAGUUAUACCAUCAUCGUCACUUUUACCAAUCAACAUCAUAAGAGCAAAAAACAAUAGUUCUAAUCGUGGUAAUUCAAGCAACUAUGCAUCCGAACAACGUUCAAAAGCACGUGAAAUUGUCAAUGGUUUACUUCGUAAAAAUAUCAAAUUGUUAGCAAUUGAUUUCGAUAAAACAUUUUUAUCUAUUCAUACAAUGGGUUAUUAUCAAGGUCAAGUAGAAAAAUUAUUAGAAUAUAUUCGUUCAACAUUUUAUUAUUUGAUCCAAGAAUUAUUGAAUACACCUACUUAUUCUCAGAUCUUGCACGUAUGCAUCGUUUCAUUUUCAUCACAACAUACUUUAAUCAAAAAAUUACUUAAAUUAGCAUUUAAAACAUCUAAAACUGAUCGUAUUCUAAUUCGUUGUAAUACAAAUGAAUUUAUGUCUUGUAUGGCUACGGAUGGUCAAGAUACGUCAUCUUUCCUUGGCAAAGAAUACCACAUUACAUCAAUUAUUACUGAAAUAGCUACAAAACGUAAUAAAACGAUACAACCACAUGAAGUCCUCCUAUUAGAUGAUGAUGUAACAAAUAUUUUAAUAGCUGAAGAAUUUGGUCAUAAAGCUUUAGAAAUACGAGAUGAAAUUAAUUUAGACUUAUUGAAUGAAUUUGUUAAUAAUUAUUUAUAA